This is a messenger RNA of Didymodactylos carnosus, 294 nucleotides long. Lineage: Eukaryota; Metazoa; Rotifera; Eurotatoria; Philodinida; Philodinidae. The record is from the annotation of a GenBank genome assembly.
AUGGAUAACAAAAGAUCAAAUAAUAACAAUAAUGGUGGUGAAAAGUUUUUUACAGAACAACAACUAGCUAACAAUACUCAAGGUUAUUUAUAUUUUUAUUGGUUAAUGGUAUUAAAAAUGAGAAGUGAAGCAGUGUACGAACCAGCCACGUCAAUUCGGAAAGGGCAUAUUCAUAAUAACCGUGCUUUAGAUCAUGUCUCCUUAGAGGAUGAGGCGAUGUUACGUUGGAAUGCACCACCAUUACAUUUAGUUCAUCCAUUUAUCAAACAAUCGAUAAAUAAUUACUUUAGUUAA